This is a messenger RNA of Aplosporella prunicola CBS 121167, 387 nucleotides long. RefSeq lists its product as uncharacterized. The record is from RefSeq and is a predicted model, not a curated record. The transcript is spliced from 2 exons. The coding region runs from base 1 to 387 and encodes 128 amino acids. NCBI's taxonomy places the organism in Eukaryota, Fungi, Ascomycota, Dothideomycetes, Botryosphaeriales, Aplosporellaceae.
AUGAAAAUCAGCUUCGUUCUCGCUCUGGUCGCGCUUGGUGCUUCUGUAGCCCACGCAGCGCUGCCGCCUAGACCCAGGCCUGUUACAGAGGCUCUGCCAAAGCCCGAAACUGUUCCGGAUGAAGAGAACACCGAGGGCUCUCCAUGGUUCGUCGACUGGGCCAAAGACACUAUCAACAAGAGAGCUGCAAAAGGACCGUCGCAUAAUGAAAAGCACGGUAAGAAUGGUGGUUAUGGUGGCAAACGCGAUGCGAGUGCCGGUACGGGCCGCGGUAAGGGUGGCAAUGGUUUGGGGAAAGGCGGUAUUAAGAAGAAAGAGAAACGCGAUGCGAGUGGCCAUGGGAAGAAUGGCAAUCAUAAUGGUGGGAGCGUUACGCUCACUUUGUAA